GCCGUCCUCAAAUGUCACCGCGUUCGCAGAAGGGACGUGAAAACGACGGGGGCAGGUUGCCGCCGGGAUGGCGACAGAUUGGACCGCCGGCGUGAAAACUUGGUCGUUUGCAACCUCUCGUUGUUGGUUUCUCCGGAGAGUUUGAAGCAAGCAUGGCAGCCGCAGAGUACGCCAAAGCGAGGAGUUUGUUGGCAGCGCUGACGCUGUUGGCCCUGCUGAGCCACAGCGAUGGCAUCGCCGAGGGUCAGGAAACCGCCCGCCUGGCCCCGGACCCGAGGGCCGCCGGGCAGCACCGGCGCCUGAAGAGGGGCUGGAUCUGGAAGCAGCUGUUUGUCCCGGAGGAAGACCCGAUUCUUCGCGUGAUCGGCCAGCUCAAAUCCGACUCUGAUCGCGGGGAGUUGGGCAUCCAGUACAUCCUGUCGGGGGAAGGCGCCGGCGACGCGUUCGAGAUCGACGAGUACUCCGGCGAAAUCCGGACGCUGAAGAAGCUGGACCGCGAGGAGAAGGCCUUCUACGUGCUCCAAGCGCAGGCCAUCAACCGGCGCUCGCGGGAGCCGGAGGAGCCCCAGUCGGAGUUCAUCAUCAAGGUGCAGGACAUCAACGACAACGCGCCGCAGUUCCCCGACGAGCCGUACGUGGCCAGCGUCCCCGAGAUGUGCCCGACUGGCACCACCGUGGCCCAGGUGACGGCCACGGACGCCGACGACCCCACGUUUGGCAACAACGCCAAGCUCCUCUACUCCAUCCUGCAGGGGGAGCCCUACUUCUCUGUGGAGCCAAAGACAGGGAUCGUCGUGACCUCCUGGCCCGACCUGGACCGCGAGGCCAAAGAGCAGUACCUGGUCGUGGUGCAGGUGAAGGACAUGCUGGGCCUGAGCGGCGGCCACUCGGCCUCCGCCACCGUCACCGUCAGUCUGGAUGACAUCAACGACAACGGGCCCAUCUUCCAGCAUCAUUUAUACACCUUCGCCGUUCCCGAAGACGCGGCGCCGGGCACCACCGUGGGCCGGGUCAAGGCGGAGGACGCCGACACGGGCGUCAACGCCAGGAUGAACUACAGCCUGCGGGUCGACCCGGAAGAGGACGCCACGUUCACCGUCCGGACCGACCCGCUGACCCAGGAGGGAGUCAUUCUGCUGGCCAAGCCGUUGGACUACGAGAGCAAGCGACGCUACGUGGUUGUGGCGGAGGCCGUCAACGAGGAAGUGGACCCUCGCUUCCUGCCCCGGGAGGAGUUCUCGGACCGGACCACUGUGAAGAUCAUGGUGGGCGACGUGGACGAGCCGCCCGUCUUCCUCUCGCCGGCCUACGAGUGGAAGGUGGCGGAGAACGCGGCGGCGGGGAUUGCGGUCGGUGCGGUCAGCGCCCGGGACACCGACGCCGCCGCCGACGGCGUCAGAUAUUCUUUUGACAAACAAAGCGACGCCGCGAAGGCUUUCAGGAUCGACCCGCUUAACGGAACCAUUACCACCGCCAAGGCCCUGGACCGGGAGACGUCCGCCUGGCACAACGUGACCGUCAUCGCCAGAGAAACCUCGCAGCAGCGUUUAUCCUCCUCGGCGGUGGCGUCCAUCAAGGUGCUGGACAUAAACGACAACGCGCCGCAGCUGGCUGGCCGUUACCAGCCGUAUAUCUGCGAGGGGGCGCGGGCGGGAGAGCUCAUUCAGCUGCUCAGCGCCACCGAUCCGGACGAGCCUUCGGAGGGUCACCACUUCUAUUUCUCCAUGGUCCCCGACGAGCACAUCAAUCCCAACUUCACCGUUCGGGAUAACCAAGACAACACGGCGGGCGUCGUGGCACGCAGGAGCACUUUCACCCGCAAGGACCGGAGCCGCUACCUCCUGCCCGUGGUGGUGACGGACAGCGGCUCGCCCGCGUUGUCCAGCACGGCCACGCUGACCAUCAGCGUGUGCGCCUGCCGGCCCGCCGGACGCUGCCCCUCCGGGGGGGCGGAGGCCCUGGCCCUGUCCAUGGGGGUCAGCCUUCAGACCUUCGUCGCGCUUCUGGUGUGCCUGGUCUCGGCCGCGGCCUCGUCGGCGCUCGCGCUGCUGCUGUGGCGACGCAAGCACCAGCAAAAGGAGGCGAGCGAGCCGGAGCUGCCCGACACCGCGCCGCAGAAAGUGCCGUACUACACCGAGGCGGGCCCGGCCCGAGACCCGCCCGCGCCCGCCCUGCUGCGCCCGCACCCCAGGAGACUCGAGAGGAGGCUGGCGCGGGAGGAGCUGCGGGCCAGCAUCCGCAUGUCCCUGCGAGAGGGGCCCGAGGACGACGUCUUCAGGCAGUUCAUCCUGGACCGGCUGGAGGAGGCGGACGAGGACCCCGACGCGCCGCCCUUCGACCGCCUGACGACGUACGCGUACGAGGGCUCGGGAUCCUCGGCCGGGUCGCUCAGUUCGCUGGAGUCGUGCCACCGCGAGAAGCCGGCCGGCGUUCCCGGAUCUCAGUGGGCCAGGCUGGCGCCGUGGCACGGCGCCGGGGACGACGACACCGUCUUCUGACGGCCCAGAUAUCAGGUGUGACGAAAAAGCGGCCGGGACUGCCAACAUUUCAGCACUAGUUUGCUCUAAAAUAGUUCGACCCGUCUCACUUCUGGGCUUCCCUUUCGGACUUUGGUGCUGCUCCCCACUUUCCACUGUGCUUCUUUUUCAGGCUUUCCUCCCAAAACCUCGCUGUGAAACUUUUGAACGCUCUUGUUGUGAGAUUUUUGUUGCAUGCUGCACAUCAAGAUUUGUUACGCUCUGCGUCUUUUUCAGGCUUUUAUCUAUUAGGACAAUUUUGUAAGCGACUUUUUCCUUUUCCUGCUGUCACACUCGAGAGAGACAAAGUGUGACGAGCGAACAUCGCUGCUGCUACCUCGAGCAUCUUCGAGCUAAGCUAGCUUGCAAAGCUUUACCAAAACGAGUAUUUGAAAUGAUUGAUGUAAAAAUGUAACCCCAAAGAACAUUUCUUUCAUAUGCUAUUUUAUGCUUUGAUAAGUUGCAUAUUUAUCUUGUUUUCUCCCCAUGUAAAGGACAUUGUUACUGUUACUGUAAAUUUUCAUCACAUGAUCCGAUUUACAAUCGAAUAUUAUAUACGGCAGGUGCGAACGCUCGUCAUGAUUCAGGUUGGAGCGAGUGCGUGUUUUUCCAAAAUAAAUAUAUCCGGCGAAUGGCUUAAGCACGCGCCAGUGAUAAAUACGCGUCAGGCGGCAUUAUAUUAAGCCUGCCGGGUGAGUCAGCCAAUCGGGACGCGUUUUACGGGAGGAAAAGUUCCUCAUUUGAAAUGUACCAAAGCAAAAAAAAAAAAAAAAACGUGCAUAACGAUGAGCGUGAGCAGCGUGGGCGAUUGCGUGUCCCCCCCCGCUGGCUAAUUGGGCCGAAUGUUCUGCCCGACGUAGCAAAUGCGAAGAAAGACGUCGAUCUUGUUCCCUUUGCCGGAGCCUUUUGUGGUCGUAAGUGCUCGAUUCACCUGGUCCGCGCUGCCAACGCCGCGGCAUCUGCGGGGGUCUCUUUUUCUUUUUUUUCUUCCAGGCCGCUUGGCCUUUUCCCCUCAACGAUUGUUCAAAGCCCCCUCCCUCCCCCCCAGAAGACUGAAGAGAGACCUCUCGAGGCUCGCCGGCGACCCGCACAAAGGGUAUUGAUUUCGUCCGUGUCGCUCCCCUCGAAGUUCUCUCUCAAUGGCGUUCAAAAGUCGCCGGGCUCCUUUUGUCGUUUAAAAGCCGGGGGCCCGCGGCCGACUCCAACACGCCGGCCCCUUUUCUUUGCGUAAUUAUGUCCAUUCCGCAGCUUGCACCUUGGCACAAAGAUCCGAGCGAUUCGUUUGAAGACGGACAAAUUACCUUUUCGCCCGCCGUUCGACCUGAAAUUAGAUUACAAAAACCAAAAAAAUUAAAUAUUUAAAAAUGGCUUUAUUUAUUUCGUGUGCACUGAGGCAGUUCUUGGGGGAAAAAAAAAAAUACUAAUAAUAAUCGAGUAAACUGAUUUUAGACUCAUCAGUGUUUGAUGAAUCAAAGAAGAUCUUGAAAAAGUAAGACGAAUAGUCCGGAGAACUGUGAAAGAUUAAUGAUAAAGUGCGAUCAAUCAUACAUAUAGUAUAUGCACAUACAUAAGACGUUGAUAGCAGAUGCUGAUAUUAAAAACAAACCAACAAAAUGAAUUUCCCUUUUGAUUCCAAUUCUAUUUAUUAACAUCAGACAGAUAUUGAAUACAUUUUGGGAAGAUCUGCGGGUCGUCGUUUUCUACAGACAAUUGUUGUGAGGAUUCUCUCGUUGUAAACGCGCACGGAAAAACAAACGCUACGUCAGGAUUAAACAAUUCCAAAGAUGCCCGACAGCAUUUUAACCCGCUUAAUAAAGUUUACAGAAGACGAUGAUGUUUUGUUUUUGGUUUUUUUUUUUGUGACUUGACGGGAAAAGCUCGACGCGAACUGGAGCCAAAGUCGACCUGAGUGGGAGCGGACGGCGAGCUUCAAUCGCGCAUCGAUCCUUUAAGUUCUCCGACCACGCCGUGGUCACGUGACCGCAGGCAAGACGCGCAGUCGCGGGAAUCAAUACGAGAGCAUCGCUCACGAUAGCGGCAGCAAAAAAUGUCCCGCGAGAUCUCCCGGUAAAGGUUUCGUUCGAUUAGAUGCGAGGACAGGUGAGGACGGCUGCCUUUGGGUUUAGCUGCAGGGUCGCGAGCGUCGAGACGGCGCCUGAGCCGCCCCGCCCCAGCCCCAUCUCAGCACAACAUAUCGGAUGCCCUCCUCAUCUUUGGCCCGGUCACUCCCACGUUCCUCAAGAAAUUGUUCAAAAAAAAUCAGAUUCCCAUCCAAACGCAGAACUUUUUAGAACGGCCAGAGCCGUCGGCUUGAAACUGGGGUCGCAUCAGUGUAGGUGAAGGUUGAGGUUGAGGUUGAGGUUGAGGCCGGGGUGGGUCAGAGCGAGUGGACAAAUGGAUUUGGUUCAAGCCAGAGCCAGUUUUUGGGGCAGUUCGCUCAAGGUCGGGCAAGGCAGAGGUUGGGGAUGGUUGUCAGGUUUGAAGGUUAGAAUUAAGGGGAAGGUUAAAAGGUGGAGUAUCAUCGGACUUGAAGUAGUUGUGAAAUCAGGAACAGGGUUAGAGCUGGUUUUGGGUAAGGUCGGAAGACUUUUUGGCUUUUAGAUGGGUCGGGACAAAGCAAGAGAGCCUGCGGUUCACGUGUCGGGUUAGUCAAAAGGACUGCUUUGGUCUGGUGAAGGGUUUUUGUGAAAGUUAGCUCACGGUUAGUUUAGUUAGUUGAAGAUGUUUGGGCUAACGCUCGGCGAUAAAGUUGGGGUUUAGUGGUUUAUGGUUUAGUACUACGAUUAAGGGGUCAAGUUUGUUGUUUUGGGAAGAAGCGGUUGGGCUUGCGGGCGUGACGACGUCUUCACCUUUGCCCGCCGAGCGGACGCCGUCAGCGCCAAAUGCGUCACCGCGUUACUCUCGCCGCGCGUGACAUCACGUCAUUGAAAAUCUCCGUCCGUCCGUCCGCCGUGCGCGUCAUCUUUCAUAAAGAAAAGACGUCAACUUUCUUUCUGCGAGUGAAACGACGAAUGACUUCCACGCACUUUUUCUCGCCUUCAUUUUCUCUUUCCUGAUUACGAGCGCAGGCGCGCUCUCGGAUGAUUGGUGAAGUCGUGUAACUUCAAUC
Syngnathoides biaculeatus (alligator pipefish) is the source of this 5625-nucleotide messenger RNA. It is a transcript of the gene cdh19, whose product is annotated as cadherin 19, type 2. Gene Ontology annotation, molecular function: calcium ion binding; cadherin binding. NCBI's taxonomy places the organism in Eukaryota, Metazoa, Chordata, Actinopteri, Syngnathiformes, Syngnathidae. Gene Ontology annotation, biological process: multicellular organism development; cell morphogenesis; cell-cell junction assembly. The coding region runs from base 153 to 2498 and encodes 781 amino acids. Gene Ontology annotation, cellular component: catenin complex; plasma membrane; adherens junction. The transcript is spliced from 13 exons. The record is from RefSeq and is a predicted model, not a curated record.